Xenopus tropicalis (tropical clawed frog) is the source of this 2137-nucleotide messenger RNA. RefSeq names its product cell division cycle 73 (gene cdc73). Gene Ontology annotation, biological process: negative regulation of transcription by RNA polymerase II; transcription elongation by RNA polymerase II. The record is from RefSeq and is marked provisional. Gene Ontology annotation, cellular component: nucleus; Cdc73/Paf1 complex. Lineage: Eukaryota; Metazoa; Chordata; Amphibia; Anura; Pipidae. Bases 11 to 1606 code for a protein of 531 amino acids. The transcript has 17 exons.
GAAGAAGAAGAUGGCGGACGUGCUGAGCGUUCUGCGUCAGUACAACAUCCAAAAGAAGGAGAUCAAUGUGAAAGGAGAUGAGGUUAUCUUCGGGGAGUUCUCCUGGCCCAAGAAUGUUAAGACCAACUAUGUCAUUUGGGGGACUGGAAAAGAAGGACAGCCCAGAGAAUAUUACACGCUAGACUCCAUUUUGUUCUUGCUCAACAAUGUGCAUCUUUCUCAUCCUGUGUAUGUCCGACGUGCUGCAACUGAAAACAUUCCUGUGGUUAGAAGACCUGAUAGAAAAGAUCUUCUUGCAUACCUAAAUGGGGAAACGUCAUCAUCUGCCAGUAUAGACAGAAGUGCGCCACUUGAAAUUGGUCUUCAGAGAUCCUCACAAGUAAAGAGAGUUGCAGAUGAAAUAUCCGCUGAGGCAAAGAAACCAAGAAUAGAGGAUGAGGAACGCGUACGUCUUGACAAGGAGCGCUUGGCUGCUCGAUUGGAAGGACAUAAAGAAGGCAUUGUGGCGACAGAACAAAUUCGCUCACUCUCAGAGGCUAUGUCUGUUGAGAAAAUUGCUGCUAUCAAAGCAAAGAUCAUGGCAAAGAAACGAUCCACCAUCAAAACUGAUCUAGAUGACGAUAUAACUGCCUUAAAACAGAGAAGCUUUGUGGAUGCUGAAGUAGACUUUACAAGGGACAUUGUGAGCAGAGAAAGAGUGUGGAGAACGCGGACAACGAUCCUACAAAGUACCGGCAAAAACUUUGCUAAGAACAUAUUUGCAAUACUUCAGUCUGUGAAGGCUCGCGAAGAGGGCCGGGCUCCUGAGCAAAGACCAACUCAAACAGCAGCACCAACUGAUCCAGCAUUAAGAACCAAUAAGCCAGUUCCAGCAGCUUACAACAGAUACGAUCAGGAAAGGUUCAAAGGAAAAGAAGAAACGGAAGGCUUUAAGAUUGACACUAUGGGAACAUACCACGGCAUGACACUGAAGUCUGUGACUGAAGGGGCAUCUGCCAGGAAGACACAGACUCCAGCUGUACAGCCUGUGCCAAGACCAGUUUCCCAGGCAAGGCCACCUCCAAAUCAGAAAAAAGGAUCACGCACGCCCAUCAUCAUUAUACCUGCUGCUACCACUUCUUUAAUUACUAUGUUAAAUGCUAAAGACCUUCUUCAAGAUCUCAAGUUUGUUUCAUCAGAAGAAAAGAAGAAACAAGGUUGCCAGAGGGAUAAUGAAACCUUAAUACAGAGGAGAAAAGACCAAAUGCAGCCAGGGGGGACAACCAUAAGUGUUACAGUUCCAUACAGAGUUGUGGACCAGCCACUAAAGCUGCUUCCUCAGGACUGGGAUCGUGUUGUGGCAGUGUUUGUUCAAGGUCCAGCCUGGCAAUUCAAAGGCUGGCCGUGGGUGUUGCCUGACGGCUCGCCUGUAGAUAUAUUUGCAAAAAUUAAGGGUUUCCACCUAAAGUACGACGAAGUUAGGCUUGAUCCCAAUGUGCAAAAAUGGGAUGUGACGCUUCUGGAAUUAAGUUAUCACAAACGGCACUUGGACAGACCUGUGUUUUUGAAGUUCUGGGAGACUUUGGACAGGUAUAUGGUGAAAAACAAAUCCCAUUUAAGAUUCUGAAAAGCUUGGGUUCUCUCAUUUCUCCAUGGAAAGAAAGAGUUGUGACUUCACCUCCAUCUAGAGAUUAGGACUCUAUUCACAUUUGUCCAAUGAACCUACCUUGAAUAUACCAGGAUUGUCACAAUUUUUUUGGACAAUUUGCCAUCAUUUACAAAAAAAGGAAUAGCAUACUAUUUUUAAAAAAAAAAGGUUUGCAAUGUUUGCAAUUCAAAUUGUAUAUUUUGAUAGUAGGGAGAGCAUUUGUUUUAAACAAAUACUUCUUUUUUUUCCCCUUUUCAAAUACAGUAUACUUAUGUGUAUGUAAAUGUUACAUUCUCUCAAGUACUUUUUUUUUUCUUUUCCUUUUUUUUUUGGAAUUUAGUUCAUUACCAUAAAGAACUCUUUUGUGCUGUUUAGCUUACACAUUUGCCAAAUCCGUUCCAUAUGGCAUUGGGCGUGCUGAUUGGUGGGCAGUGUGAAGAGAAGCAUACAGCUUUGUAUGUGGAUUAAAGUGAUAUUCUUUGUGUUUCUAAUAAAAUGGUAGACACACAA